Molecule: messenger RNA, 1558 nt
Organism: Daphnia pulicaria
Lineage: Eukaryota; Metazoa; Arthropoda; Branchiopoda; Diplostraca; Daphniidae
Product: venom allergen 5-like
Exons: 7
Coding region: 706-1434 (242 amino acids)
Cellular component (GO): extracellular region
Source: RefSeq, a predicted model, not a curated record
UGAAAAAUGGUUAAGCUACCUUAUGAAUGAAGUUAGUAGGCAACCCGCAGUCCCGCAUGCUCGUAAAGUCACAUUUCUUUCCCACUUACAUCAACUUGUUCGUAAGUAUAUUUUGUAAGGUAUAAGUAUAAAUCAAAAAGGCAAACAAAUCCGGAAACACCUUUUCCGAUUGGCUCACGCUGGUACCAGCUGGUGUCAUAAGAACCCUACCUAAUUGCUUAUGAAUAUUAAUUGUUCAAUACGUUUCAAUUGGCCUGCAUGUAGCACGGCUGCUAUAGGACGGUAAGCAUGCGCAAGUUAUCACUGUCGUUUGAACGUUAGGGGAGUUAUAGGAGUUAUAGGCUGUUGAACUCCGAGAUGAAUUACUACGGUUUGAAACAAAUAAUAACCAUUGUACAAAUGUACGUUCCUAACUAGACAACGAAGAUUAAAACGUUACUGUCAGGAUCACAUUUAAGCAGGCGCAGGUGAUGAGGUCAGUCAACUUCUUGGUUUUUCCUCGUGAUUGCGAUUCAGUUUCAAAGCCACGCCUAAUGAUUUUAUUCAUAUUAAAUUUGCCAUAAAAGUAGCCUCCACCUGCGUCAGACCAAGCGAUUGUAGGGUCUUGUGUUAUUAUAUAAACCGACGAAGUUUUUCAGUCCGCAUUUCAGUUUCAAGAGUCUCAACAUUCUCCUAACAGCACAGGCUUUUGAAAAACUUUCGACAAUGUUACUUCCUCUGAUUCUUGCUUUACUAGCCGGAUCGGUUACGUCUUUCGACUACUGUACUCUAAGUGCACAGAACACUUUGUGCAAAUACAAGCCGACAUCUUAUGGCACCGCUUGCAUGAAGAUCGUCCCGAUGUCUGUUACAGCUGCUGAUAAAACUUUGAUCGUUGAUUUACACAACAAAAUGCGUCGCCAAGUCGCCAAGGCGAUGGAAAAGCGUGGCAAUCCCGGACCGCAGCCAGCAGCUGCCAACAUGAGAGAAAUGAGCUGGGAUGAUGAAUUAGCUCUCAUGGCUCAGACUCACGCACAACAGUGUGUGUUCACUCACGAUGUCGAUCGCAACAUUGCCCGCUUUAAAGUCGGCCAAAAUUUAGCCAUUCAGUUUUCAACGGUGGAGAUGAAGAAGUCCAAUUGGACUAGUAUGGUUCAAAGUUGGUACGACGAAGUAAAAACCAUGUCAGCGUCUUACGUGGCGUCGUUCCCAUCGAAACCGACAGGAGUAAUUGGUCAUUACACUCAAAUGGUAUGGGCUAAAACGUUUAAGAUUGGUUGUGGAAUCGUUUCAUAUUACGACACGAAAUUUCAGCCGAAAUUUCCUCACAAGUUAUUUUACGUCUGCAAUUACGGUGAAGCUGGAAACUAUCUCAGCACACCAGUUUACAAAACUGGAACUGCCGCCUCGGCUUGUCCAGCUCCUACUGUACCCAAAGAUGGACUUUGCGCUUGAACAAGAACAUGCUUUUCAGACACCUUUACGAAUUUGAUUUCGUUAAAGCAAAUUUUUUUUAAACACAAUAUUUAGUUGUUAAACUGUAGGUUAUUGAGAAAAUAAAUUCGCGAUUGAUUCCGAU